Molecule: messenger RNA, 1080 nt
Organism: Hibiscus syriacus
Lineage: Eukaryota; Viridiplantae; Streptophyta; Magnoliopsida; Malvales; Malvaceae
Exons: 1
Coding region: 1-1080 (359 amino acids)
Source: RefSeq, a predicted model, not a curated record
AUGGAGAGUAGUCACCGGCGACCAACGCUUUUUGAGCAAAUGACAGCCGUCGAUAACGGCCGGACCACUCUGGCCGCCGCUUUGACUCUCGAUACCAUUUUGGGAAACGCUAAUGAGCGGCCCCAAACUCCGCCGUCUAACAAUCGUACGCUUCUGGAGAUUAUACUAGACGAUGGGUCCAACAAGGACAAGAAGAGUUGGAAAGCGUUUCGAGACAAGAUCCGGCUCAAGAGGCCGGCCUCUGCUUGGUCCUCCUCGAUCCUUGUUCCGGAUUCUGAUGAUAAUGUCCAUAGUGAUAGAUCUCAGUUAUCGAGGAGCGGUUCGUUUCGUUCUGACCAGGAUGGCUCGACUCGGGUUGAUGAUGGAGGGGAACGUGCCCCGGUUUCUGAUCCGCCGGUUAUGAACUCUCUCUUGCAAUUGGCGCGGAUGGAUUUGGUUCGGGUUGGGCACAAUCCGGUGCAGCUGUCUCGAGAUGAUUCGGCUGAUGUUAGCAUGCCUAGUGACGCUCCGCCGUCUAGAAGCUUCCGGCCAGAAACAAACCGUGAUGAUCCGAAUCGUUUUCCUUCCUCGAUCACCGCCGUAAACUACAUUGACAGCAGCGAUGACGAUGACUCUCCUCUGACUCGUCAUGGCACUCGCCGACUGGCAGCGAUAUUGGCGGAGGAAAGGGCAUUGUCUUCGAGAGAAGCAGCAGAAGCGAGCGCUUCGGCAGCGGCGGAACAAGCUGAAGAGGCCGUGAAUAAUGUUCCGCCAGCGACGGAGGAGACGGUAAGAAUGUCACUAAUGGAAUUGUUGGAAGAAACAACCCAACAAAUGGGGCUGAUGGGAACGAGUUACCUCAUGAGCGACGGUGACAAGUUCGACGAAGAGGAGGCUGUGGAGGAAGAGGAAGAUGCAGCGGAAGAAACCACGGGGCGGGCGGAGCAGGCUUGUUGUGUUUGCAUGGUUAGGCAAAAAGGGGCGGCGUUUAUUCCAUGCGGGCAUACAUUUUGCCGCGUCUGUUCAAGGGAGCUCUGGGUUCAGCGAGGCAACUGCCCACUUUGCAAUGCCUCCAUCUUAGAAAUUCUUGAUAUCUUUUAA